This is a messenger RNA of Dissoconium aciculare CBS 342.82, 3190 nucleotides long. RefSeq lists its product as uncharacterized. The transcript is spliced from 2 exons. Gene Ontology annotation, molecular function: protein binding. The record is from RefSeq and is a predicted model, not a curated record. Lineage: Eukaryota; Fungi; Ascomycota; Dothideomycetes; Mycosphaerellales; Dissoconiaceae. The coding region runs from base 173 to 3037 and encodes 954 amino acids.
CCACGGCGGACGCCACAACUCCCACCUCAAUGACCGUUCCCUUGCCUACUGUCAUGUUCACAUCCACCCAUUGAAUCACGAGGCGUUCUUCACUAGUCGUGCCUCGUCGGCUUUGCUGGAACAUAAAUUGUAAGAUACCACCACCCUCGGCAAGCUCCGACACCAGCGAGCAAUGGCCGAGCCGACGUCGGACUUUGUCGCCGACACGGAACAUCUGGCACAGAAGAUUCUAAAGCAAUGCAAUACCUCCUCUAGCCCUUUUCGGGCACUUGUCGGCUCCCUCCGACACCUGCGGAAUGCACUUGGAGACAUCGAUACAUCCCACGCCGACAAAAGCGUCGAAGAUGCACAGGUCCUCGAAUCCGUAUCGGCAUGUCGGACUCUCCUUUUCGGCCUCGAAGACAACAUCGCAGCCAACAACGUAGAGGCAAGACCGACCGAUGCUAUCCUCUCUAGCCUCCAGUCUGCCAUAGAGCGGGCCAGCAAACAAUUGAAUGCAGUCCACGAAGCGGCUGUCUCCAAAUCCGACGUACCUGUCACAGCGAGGUCAUCCCCUAAGCUAUCAUCAUCGAUCCCAGAGACGGAAGGGCCAGCUCCUGUCCCUGAAAAUAUCAAGAGGACCCACCUCCUGAGCCAUGUCUACCGCAGUGAGAGCUACCAUUCAGGCUCUGUCGCAUGGGAUUUCAUGACCGGCGAGACUGAUUGGAAUGACUUUCAUGCACCAAUCCUUGACUUCCGAGGCUAUUCGGUCGAGUCUUCAGCAAACAAACAUCCACAUUCCCGACGGUCAUCGCCGGAGGGAGGAAGCAAUGUCCAUCCAGCAGACAGAAGCAAGCGAGGGAGCGAGGCGAGCAGUCAUCGGACGCUUUACGGAGGUGAGACGCCUCCAUGGCCAUCACCGUCUCUGCAUGGGCCUCCGAUGGCCGGCUCUCCUAAGCACCACAUCUCAUCCUCGAAGAGCUCGCCAAACCUCGCCAUGCACACCAAAGUGCGCUCUUUAUCGGGCACCACGUUUCUCAACACUCCUCCGCCACCGACGAUCCCAGAGACCGGAGAUGGAUUCCCUUGGGCGACUGCCUAUCACAAGAGUGUCAUUUACGAAACGCCCCGACCAACCUCGCCACCGGUCCGCGAAAUAUCCGCUAGUGUGUUGGGAACCCCACUGACUGCGCCGAUCAUGGAACAUGGUCACUUUGAUUCGCGUGGUCUGGCCAGCGCACAUGAAACCGUCGACAGAAAAGGCUCGAUCGCGCCAGAAAGACCAGCCUCCCUCACACAGCUAUUAACACAGGUAGACGAUGCUCUAUCUCGUGUCACGCUUCGUGAUGAACCGGGAGCGGCAACGGACGAUCCACAAAAUGAUGAUACCUCUGAGCGAGGUCGUGCGCCGUGGCCCCUGCCAAUGUCCAACAGCCCGCCAGCAUCGCAUCAACCCAACAGAUCUGCGGAGGCACAUCGCUCUCUGGAACGACGCACCGGUCGCAAACGCUUCUCCUUUGCAUCCGACCAGGACAGCCUCCAUCCCGGCCGCGCGGAGUCCGAACGGGAACUUCACUCGCCGGUGCGCACGCGUGCACGGUCAGAGCUACGUUUCGGUGGCAAAGAUCGUGUUUCGCAGCUGCAGCAACAUCCACAAGAGGGCAUCACCCACGACAGUUCUCACCAGCGGGAUGAAUCGACACUACCGGCUACACCAUCUGAUCAACAGCACAUUCAACACGCCGUAUACUUUUGGAACCAACGCCUCUGGAGCCUGGCGGAGACCCACCUUCGCGCCAUCCUCGACAGCCUCCUCAAAGGCGAAGACAACGAUGCACAAAUUCGACGGGUGAAACAUUUGUUGGGAGUCUGCUCCAGUUUCCAAGGCAAAUGGGAGGCUGCGAUUCGAUACUUCAUUUCAGUGCUGCGCGUGCCAAUUGUCGACAUGCUUCAGCUGGACGAAGCUGACGGCGCGGCCGCCUGGUGGCUUGCUGAUGCAUAUGCGAUGCUCAAUCGGCGACAAGAAGCUUGGCUCGCGUACAGCUUGGCCGAACACGCGCCGAUGUUUAAACCUCAAGCCACCCGGGCUCUGUGGCAGGUCAUCGAUGCCGAGAAGAAGCGAGUCAUGGCCGGUCUGGUCCCUGAAGAUUUCGACCACAUCUGGGAGAAGCAUAAGACCGACGCCGAUGCCUUGAAAGGAUCCAUCCUCCACCCGUCCGUCGUAGAGGCAGACACGGUGUCGCAGUGCUUCAAGACAAGAUUCAACUCCCUCCCCGCCAAACAACUGCUCCGCCCGGACCAAAACCGCGCGGAGAGCCUCCUCAAGGCCCGCGUGCCCGAGAUGGCCACCGACACCUCCGCCAUCGCCUGGUGCAACCACAGCGCGCCCGAGCGCCUCCGCCCCUCCGCCUUCCUCUCCCGCUCCCCCUGGCCGCUCCCCUUCGACCCCUUCUUCACCAUGGCCAACGUCCAACGGGGCCGCUUCGUCGCGCACGAAGGCGACCUCUCGCACUCGCGGCGCUCGUCGGAAGACCUCAGCGGGCGCAAAAAGGCCCGGCGCUCGAUCCCCAUCCUGGAAGGCUACUGCCUCACGUCCGAGAGCCUGCCGCAGCUGGUCGCCGCGCUCCGCGAGACCCUGCGCACGCUGGAGAUCGCCUUCAUCGAGGAGCCCGACGCCGCGAACAUGGCGUUCCGCUGCCGCUACGCCCAGAUGGCGCAGGGCGUCGCCACGACCUAUUACUUCAGCAUCACCGUCUCCCGGGGCCUGACGGCGAAAUACGGCGUCAAGAUCGCCCCCGAUGGCCUCUGCGCCGCGCGCCUCGUCGGCUCGUCGAAUGCGGGCGAGCAGGAGCGCGGCGUGCCGGUCUCCGAGCGCGCGACGUUGAAGAAGCUGAUCAAAGACACCUUCGAUCGUGCGUUCAAGGCGCGGCGCCGGGCGAGCGGUGGGAUAGGUGGAGGCAGUGCUGGCGCGAGUAUGGUCAGUUUGGCGCUGGCGGUCACUUCGAGUGCGGAGGCGACGAUUUUGAAGGGCGCUGAGUCGAAGGAGCUUGCUGUCUGAUGAAGUUUUGGAGUGGACUCAUCAGCGAGAUGAUUUUUUUUGGUCGUGCUUUCUUCUCCUGUUCGUCGCUUUUGCGCUAUGUUUUUAAUUUUGGCGAGGAUUGCCCUUUCUUCUUGUCCAAAUAUGACGGAUUAUUUCAAUUGAAGAUACUAU